AUGGCAGAAGGUGGUGAGAGCACUGGUGUGGAAGAUAAAUGGAUUCCGCCUGUAUCCACAAAUUCCCAACCAAGAAAAAAAGAUUCACCCCAGACCUAUCAUGUUGAUAGCGUUUGGACCACUGGCAGAGUAUGUAUCAGGAAACCAAGGAAUGAUGAACUUUACAUCUUUGUUCUUAGAGAUGAGGUAUACUAUGGACAGUACUUGUUCAAACACCGUAAAGGGUAUCUAGAUGCUCAUGGCUGGGAAUUUGGACACUAUAAAGGGUUGCCUUGUAUUUCUAUUUCAACUGAUAAGGUUAGGGAAUGUGAACAAGCUGUGCAUCAAUGGAUUUCAGAUCAGCGAAAUGUCCUGAAGGCGAGGAAAUUGGAGUUAUUCUCUGAUGAUAUCAAUGAUUCCCUCCAGAGGUUUCUGUCCUCUCUCAUGCCAGCUAUACAGAACACAGAUGGUGAAGUUGAUGUUUUUUAUGAUAAGGCCAUGGACUGUUUAUACAUUGUGGGAUUUAAAAAAUCUGUGGAUGAAAUAUUCAAAGAUGCUAAAGCUGACAUGAAAAAUUAUGAACUAUCAAUAGUAGAAAGUAUAAUUGAUUUACAGUCAGAAUUACAUGGAGAUGUCCUGAGAUCUUUCCACAUUUUUGAUAAGUUGAAUCAAGAUUUUCCAAAAGUUGACAUUCAUCUGCAGGAUUGCAACAAAAAAGUGAAAUGUAGAGGAAGAGCAAAUGAGAUUGAAAAAUGUAGAAAUAAGGUGGUAGAAUUUCUCCGUGGAUUGAAAACAGAAAGAUUUGACAUGCCACCAUCUCCGACUAAACUUCUUUUGAAACCUGUGACAAAAUCAUAUAUCAACAGUUUGUUGGAGGAAGACAACAUAUCGUGUGCAUUGGGUGUUUCAAGGGAGGGCAAACUACAGCUUGUAUAUCAACAAGCAUCUGAUUUGAAGGUGGCUCAUUGCAAAAUAAAGGAAAACAUUAAAGUAUUUGCUUUUUCAGCAAGUCAGUUUACACGUUUUAUGGAGAUGUCAUCAAGAUUGUUAGGCCUGAGUCAGAAACAAUUUGAAAGGCUUAUCAUAGAAGAAACAACAGAAGGAGUCAAUGUUUUAGCGACUUCAGAUGUAAGUAAAGAUAUUACAAAGUGGAUACAAUCCAGUGCCUGUGGAAGUCAGAUGCAACAUGCAGCUGUGCAGAUGGAAAUACCACCUCAAGCUUCAAACAAAAAAAAGGAACGGUUGGCAGUUACAGAUUUUGAAUUGUGUUUGUGGAUUGAUUUGAGGUUGGCUGAUGUUUGUAGUAAAGUACCAGAAAGACAUUACACAACUGAAAAUGGAUAUAUUGUGAUAGAGGCAUUGGAAGAGGACAUCAAACAUAUUCAGGAAGACAUCAAGGGGGUCCUUCACAGGAUAGAGAAAGAUAAGGCAGCAUGUUCUCUACAGAAAGAUUGUGGAGGUCUUCUUAAAAACCAGAAAGCUAAAGACUAUGUUUCAAACAAGCUGAAAAGGAACGAACAUAGAUGUGUUUGGAAGCUUGGAACAGAACUUACUGUAUAUGUAUAUGCACUAACAGUACAAGAAGCUUCUGCUGCAGCACAUAGCAUUGGUGGAAUGGUAUCUGUUAGGUCUUUAAGUGCAGAUUUCCAACGUGUACAAGAGCUGUUAAACGAAGAUGCCUGCAAAGAGGUGCUGGAAAAAUACCAAGGGAAGGCUAAAAUGCUGUCGGCAAGUGAUGAGUUUCCAUUAGUUGCAACAACAGAUGCCAUGGAGGAAAUUAUUCAAGUGUUUAAAGCUUCUGAUAAAAAGAUCAACACUGAAAUGUCAGUCUCUCUGGAAUUGUCUGAUGGAAUCUGUGCAUUUCUCCUGGAGAAUCAGUCCAGUUUUUUUAAACAAGCACAAGAAAUGUAUGGUGUGCGUCUAAUUUCAUCUGAAGACAAAAGACAGCUUAAGUUAUUAGGACAUGAGAAAGACGUACGUGCUAUAAAAUCUGCUCUAGAAAGCCGUAUUUCUGAUAUCACAAGCAAAAGUCAAAGUAUGAACUUCCUUCCUGAAUUACUUUCAGAUGAACGACAAAAGCAACAAUUUCAGAUGCUUAACCACUGUAACUUAUCAAUGGAAAAGGCAAAGAUACCCAGAAAACCCUGUCCAUCAAAUACCUGGGUUCUGAACAAUUCCAAUUACCUGAUGCUGGUUCAAGGAAGCAUAGCAGAGACAAAUCACACCAUGUAUGCUGUGGUAUGUCCUGUCGAUGGUAAUAUGAGGCCAAUCGGUGCUGGACAGGCAAUCAUGGCACAUGGAGGAAACUCUUUAAAAAAUGACAUUCAACACAAUAGCAGUCAUGGCCAAUCCAGCAGUACAGGAAAAUCUGACCCUUGGACAUACUUCAGCGACGAGACUGGCAACCUUGACUGUCAAAGCAUCAUCUACACUGUGUUCCCUUCACAAAAGGAAAAAGGAAGCCAAAUGUCCGUAUCAAAAUCUGUUGUUGCCGCCAGAGUUAAAGAAACAUUGGAACUUGCUGAUUCAAAAGAACUUUUCAGCUUAGCUAUUCCAUUUGAAUUGUCUGAUGUCAUACCUGUAGCAAACUGUAUUCAAGCUGUAGCAGAAUGUUUGUUGAAAUCUGUUGGCACCCUGAAACAUUUGAAAGAAAUAUACCUGUACUGUAAUGAAAAGGACCUUGGUGUUACCAGGGUUAUUUUUAGUCAAGUUCUUCCACCUGAAAGGCAUUGGAAUUUAGAUUUUUCAAAACUGAUAAAAGAUCAAGAAAAAGACAAAAAGCAUUCGCCAAUCCAAAUGGAGAUAGUGAAAGGAUCUUUGACUGACCAAAAGGUGGAUGUUCUAGUUAACACAACUAAUCAGAGACUGGAUCUAGAUAUCGGAUUUGUUUCAAAAACAAUUUUGAAAAUGGGUGGAAAUAGAAUCCAGCGUGAAUGCAAUACAACUUACAAAGACGGGAUCUGUAUUGGUGAUGUUGCUGUGACUUCAGCUGGAAAGUUUCAACGGGUGCGCAAUAUAUUUCACGUAGUGUUGCCUAGCUGGAAACCCACAGGCAACCUUUCUUUGAUGGUUCUCGAGUUGCUGAUGACAAAAUGUCUUAUUGAAGCAGAUAAAAGGAUGAUGCAGAGCAUCGCUUUCCCAGUGCUUGGGACAGGAAAACUGCUAUAUCCAGUCCAUCUUGUCAUCAAGACCAUGUUUGAUACUGUCAUGAAAUAUGGUACCAGCAAAAAGACAAAUAUCAAGGUUGUGAAGUUUUCAAUUUUUGAAGAUGAUAUAUUGAAGGCUUUUAAGAUUUAUGAAGAACACAGAGGCUUUGGAGCUGCUAGAACUGAUGACAAAGAGCCCCCUUGUAGUAUCCUUGAGGCCAGGGUUCCAACUAAAGGGACAUCAGUUCAGAUACAAGUUCUGCUUUUCCGCAGAUGCGCAUGGCGAGUUCAUGCCUUAGUGGAAUUUGUCACAGCUGCAGAAUGUAUUUCAGAUCCACAGUACCAAGAACUUACUGCUACUGGCUACACUUCAAAAUGGCUUACCAAAGGCUCACAGCAUUAUCUAAGUAUUAGGGCACUGUUUGAUUUUGACGAUAAAAUUACCAAAAUUAUCCAAAGAGCACUGAAGGAUUCAUGCGAAGGAAGAGUAACAUCUGUGGGAUUUGUUGCGAAGACUUUGGAGUGCCAGAAGUCAAAACGGAAACUGACGUGCAAAGACCUAGCAAAACUGGUCAAGAAAUCAGUUAAGGAAUUUAAUGGAGACAACAUGUACUUACAGGAAAUUAAAAUACUUGUCAUGGCAGAAGAAGAUUUUUACAUGUUUCUGGCAGAAAAGAAAUCAAAGAGAAACACAGGAACAAGAAAGGAAUUCAAAUUAUUUGGUAAAAAGAAGUGCCCAUGGAAGGUAGUGAGAUACAUGAAGCAGUCAGAUUUGAGGUUUAAAGUCACCUUGGUUGCAGACAAAAACAACGUUGAAAAGGCUUUCGAAAGUUUUCUGUCAGAAACUGCUAAACAGGAUAACACAGGCCACCAUUUUGUUAAUGAAAAUGGACAUCUGACUGAGAGAACAGUACAGGGGGCCACUGGUGGAUAUACCAGUUACCAAACUGACACUGGGCAUCCCGCUGAGUCAUCAGGAGAGGGUGCCACAGGUGGAGUCAUUGGUUACCAAAAUGACACUGGGCGUUCUGCAGAGAGAAGAGUUCAUCCUACUAAAGGCAGUCAUUAUGAUUUCGAAAAUGACAUGGGCUUUUCCGGGAAUAGAACAUCACAUGUUAAUUCUAGCAGUGAAAAUCAUCUUCUGCUCAACAAUAAGCAUGCUAAACCGCAUACAUUGCAUGGUCCAAACAGCUCUCCUGGUUACCAGCUGGACACUGGACAAAGAAGAGAUCUUGAUAAAACAAUGCUGCAUUCACAGGAAAGCCAUCGCUCUGUUCCAAGUGAGCAACUUCCACUUCAAAAGGAUCAGCAUCCUCCUGUACAGGACAUUGAUGUAUUUGAAACAUUAGUUGCUGGCGUGAAUCCUGGGAUAUCAUCACAUGCCUCAGAAUGGAAGACAGAACUGAAAAGUCUUCAUUGUGACGUGAAUAAAGAUCAAAUAGUUUGCAAAAGUCUGCCUAGUCUUGAGAAAGUUGAUAAAGCACUUCAGAUCAAAUUCUGUUCAGAUCCACUCCUGGUCAACUGCAUUGAUGAUCACUUCAACAAUUCACAAGAUCACGGUGUAUAUGUGGAAAGUAUUGAUAUGUCAGAGGAAACGUUUCUGGCUGUUAAACACUUCAGUGCUAAAGAUUACUUUUCAGAUCAGAUAUCUUACAAAAAUGGCAAGCUUCGGGUAUCUUGCACUGACAAAACAAUAACAAAGGCUGUCAAAACUUCUAUUGAAAGUAAAAUGAAACACAUAGAGAUCAUGAACAAAGAUGAUUUCUCGUUCUCUGCAGAUGAAGAAACCAAAAUCAGCAGAAUCAUUACAGAUAUUCAUCAAAAUGUCGAUGCAGUUUUCUGCUAUCAGCUUGAAGAAGAUAAAAGAAGACAGGUCCAUUUAAUGGCACUCAAUUAUAGUGACUUACAAGCAGCAAAACACAAGUUUUCACUGGGAUUAGGUCGGAUAAAACAGACAGAAACACGAAGAAAUAGGAGAUUUGACAAUUCUUCACUUCAACAGGGCACUCCAUCAGAGAGAGAUAGAUUCCGUCAUUCAUAUCAUGGAAGCCGAUCAGCCGGAAAAUCUAACUCAGCUACUGGUUAUAGUAGUGUAAGUUCUGUUGACUUUAAAACAGCAGAAGGAUUGUUAGUACAAGUUUACUCGGGUAGUAUUCUCCAUCUUGAUGUGGACUGUAUCGUAAACGCCGCCAAUGGUGACUUACAACAUGGAGGGGGAGUGGCCCAGGUGAUAUCUAGUGCUGCUGGUUACGAGUUUGACAGAGAGAGCAGGGACUACAUAGCUAGAUAUGGUCCUCUGGGAGUUGGAAAUGUGUGCACCACGACCGCGGGGAAUCUGAAGUACAAAGGUGUUGUUCAUGCUGUAGGGCCAAGGUGGUAUGAUUACAGUCAUGACCAGAAGUGGCUUUGUCUGAAAGAUCUACAGUCAACUGUCCAGAAUAGUUUAGAUGAGGCAGACAUCCAAGGAUACAAGUCUAUAGCUAUACCAGCUAUCAGCUCAGGUAUAUUUGGUGUUCCAAAAGAACUCUGUAGUCAACAGUACUAUCGUGCUGUAGAAGAGUACAGUAGAACAAGGGGACAUGACUCGUCCUUGACUGAGGUUCAUUUUAUAGAUAAGGACACCGAAAUGUGUCAGCUGAUACAGACAACUUUCACAAAAUGCUUUGGGAAAAGUGAUAGUUAUAAAAGUGACAAUGGAGACAGGAAAAAAUCACCUACAUCCACCAUUCAUCAUACAAAACCUCCAUCAGUUAUUCUAAGGUCCAGAAGUGUGCCAUCAGAUACAGAUGGUUCCCCUGUAGAUUCUCCUAGUCUGCUGUCUUUCACUGAGCAGCAUUCAAAGCCAGGUGUAAAAGAUUUUAAGUACCAAAUUGGAAAUAAUUUGACUGUACACAUAGUCCAUGGAAAUAUUGUGGAAUUGAAAACAGAUGCCAUUGUCAGCCCUGAGAAUGUCCAGUGUGACAGUACGGGAAGGAUUGCAAGGGAAAUUGCCCGAGUAGCUGGACAAAAGUAUGUAGACAAUGAAAGAUAUGAACUGACACUUGAGCAGAGAAAACCAAAGUUGACAGAGGUACGCGACACUUUAGCUGGAGAUUCACAUUUUAAAUAUGUACUACAUGUGGUUGCACCUAAAUGGAAUGUUGAGGCCGUGCAAGACCAGAGUAAAUUCUGGAAACAGCUGGACCAAUCCUACAGCAACAUUUUCUCUUUAUGGGAUAAAAAUUGUCCUGAUGUAGCAUCAUUAGCAUUACCAAUCCUUGGAACAGGAAAAGUCCCCAAGCUUCCAGUUCCAAUCAUUAGUAUAUCCAAACAGAUAGCUGAUGUUUGUAAAAUGUAUGCUGACAAAACCACAACAAGGAAAACACUGUAUGUCUGCUCGGAUGACAUAGUAGCAGUACGUAGUUUGAGGGAUAUAUUUGACAAGAAAUUUAUCAAAAGUGAUGAGGAAUCAAUGGCCGACAGGAAAGAUCAGACAGCUGACCAGAGAGGUCAGACUACACCUGAUGUGAGUGGACAUCCCCAAGGGGCAGUUAAAGAGGUUGUGGAAGACUGUUGUAUCUGUAUUGACACCAUCACAAAACCUAAGAAAUUAUCCUGUGGCCACGCAUUCUGUACAGACUGUAUUGAUCAGCAGUUUAAAUACAAACCCGCUUGUCCCCAGUGUGGGGCUGUACAUGGGAAGAUCAUGGGGGACCAGCCAACAGGGACAAUGACUACGCAAACCAUGAAGUCAUAUGGAAGCCAAAAGUCCUUGCCUGGUUACAGUGGAUGUGGUGUUAUCAACAUCAUUUAUAGCUUCCCUAGUGGAAUACAGGGACCUGACCACCCCACGCCUGGUAAACACUACCAGGGUAUUACCAGAUGUGCUUAUCUCCCAGACAACGAGAAAGGCCGUCUUGUGGCAAAACUGUUAAAGAUAGCUUUUGACAGGAAGUUAGUUUUUACUAUUGGAAGGUCAAGGACAAGUGGUUACGAUGGUGUCGUUACCUGGAAUGAUGUUCACCACAAAACCAGAAAGGAAGGUGGUCCUCAGGCGUUUGCGUACCCAGACCCUACUUAUCUGGACCGAGUUCUGGAUGAGUUGAAGGUCAAAGGAGUCACAGAGGAAUCCCUUCAUGAGUAA
Messenger RNA from Ylistrum balloti, 7248 nucleotides. RefSeq lists its product as uncharacterized. The record is from RefSeq and is a predicted model, not a curated record. Gene Ontology annotation, biological process: protein ubiquitination; Notch signaling pathway. Bases 1 to 7248 code for a protein of 2415 amino acids. The transcript has 16 exons. Lineage: Eukaryota; Metazoa; Mollusca; Bivalvia; Pectinida; Pectinidae.